Molecule: messenger RNA, 663 nt
Organism: Drosophila biarmipes
Lineage: Eukaryota; Metazoa; Arthropoda; Insecta; Diptera; Drosophilidae
Exons: 1
Coding region: 106-438 (110 amino acids)
Source: RefSeq, a predicted model, not a curated record
UCCGUCGAUGUCCUUCCACAGCGAUAGUCAGCCCCGAAUCGUCGUCCGUUGAGAGCGUGAGUUCUUUGUGUCUGUGAUAGUUCGACCCAGUGCCAAGUGCUCAGGAUGUUAUUCCUAGCGCCGCGCAAACAUCUGUUUGCCACCAACCUGAUCAUCCUGCUGAUGAUCUACGUGAUGCGAAAGUGCCUCCAGCUCUUCUGCAUCAUCGAGAAGCGCACCGGCCAGGAGGAGGAGCAGGUCCACCUGCCGGAGAGGGAGAUCCUCCAGAGGCGCCGCGGCGGCUUCAAGAUCAUCCCGGAUGCCAUGCACCAGAGCAUGCACGGCUUUGGCUAUGGAGAGGGUCACUACCAGAUCUUCGUGGAGAAGAAGGAGCGCAACCUGCCCACCAAAUCGCGCCUCAACGCGGCCACAGCCGAAGUCAAGCUGAAUCCCAAUUAGUUGGUCUUUCGGGAUUCCAAGAAAACAUUGACAUCCUAGGAUGUCAAAGACAAUGUGCCAAUUGAGCCAGCAAAAAAGCUUAAUCCCUGAGCCCCCAGGAAUAUCCCCAUACAUCCAAGUCUUCUUCAAUAGUCUUUAAAUAAUACUUAAAUCUACGCAAAACCAUGUAUUUUUUAUAAACAUCGAAGCGCAGUAUUGGCCAUUAAUAAAAAAUAUAAAAAAAUA